GUAAGACGAGGAUGAGGAGGCAUCUGCCGCUUGGGCUUGCGCAAAGGAGUAAUGAAUGGUGAUGUAAGGAGACUUUUGCUACUUCUUCUUCGUUUACACUUGCCGAGUGUUUUACGGGGGAAAUACGAAUACACGAAUGGAAGACCAGAUUUAGUGCUUCAGCCGGACAAGACGAGACAUGACGGCGAAGACAAGCAGGGCAAAAACACCACACCAGUAAGAACUGGCAGCUGGGACAGUAUAGGUGGUGAACAACCGCCCACACAGCUCGCAAGCCGCGUCGCACGCAAGCAAGGGACAAGAAAAGAGACAAGAAGCAAUGCAAUGCUACCCUCCACCUGUUGCCAAGGGAGAAAGAGGGGUGCCCGCCAACGGGGAGAACGCGGAGCCUGCUCCGUUUGCUAGACUAUUGGCCAGCGUCUUUGUUUUUUUUCCAGGGCCCCCUCGCUGUUUUCUCUCUUAUUUUCUGACAAGGGACAGGGGGGUUUCUGAGAGAGGAGAGACAGGGGUACAGGGGGGGCUUUGGCGUUACAUGGCAGUGAGGGAAGAGCAACAUACCGUAAACUAAACAGAUCAGCCCGUUAUUAGUAUCUACUUUUGGUGUGAAUGACACAAUAUUCACGACA
This is a messenger RNA of Trichoderma atroviride IMI 206040, 626 nucleotides long. NCBI's taxonomy places the organism in Eukaryota, Fungi, Ascomycota, Sordariomycetes, Hypocreales, Hypocreaceae. The record is from RefSeq and is a predicted model, not a curated record.